ACUAUUGCAAACAGAUUCAAUAUUGAUAUGUUUUGCAAUCACAUACUGUAUAAUUAUUGCUAUACUUUGUCUAAAGCUCUCAAAUUAUUAGAACACGUAAUCAGGUGCCAAACCAUAUGAUGCUUAACUGGUUCUCACUGUGAUUGAUUUGAUUUGACCACACUAACCCUUCCACUUUGUUCUCUCUGUGCGUGCUAGCUGUAACUGCAUUAUUCUCAGAUUUCUAUGGCUGAAAAUGCAAAGCGUCUCAUCAUCGGAAUCGACCUUGGCACCACCUAUUCUUGCGUCGGAGUCUGGCACCACGGCGGUGUCCAAAUCAUCACCAACGACCACGGCAACCGGACUACCCCUUCUUACGUUGCUUUCACCGACUCCGAACGCUUAAUUGGCGAUGCUGCCAAGAGCCAGGUCACCAGGAACCCCGUCAAUACAGUCUUCGAUGCCAAGCGUUUGAUUGGAAGGAGAUUCUCUGAUGCUUCCGUUCAGAGUGACAUGAAGCUAUGGCCAUUCAAAGUUAUUGCUGGUACUGCCGACAAGCCAAUCAUUGUUGUUAGCUACAAGAAUGAGGAGAAGCAACUCACUGCUGAGGAGAUUUCCUCCAUGGUCCUCCUCAAGAUGCGUGAGAUCGCCGAGGAUUUUGUUGGUUCCACCGUGAAGGACGUUGUUGUCACUGUUCCAGCAUACUUCAAUGACUCUCAGCGCCAGGCCACCAAGGAUGCUGGUGUCAUUGCUGGCCUUAAUGUCAUGCGUAUCAUCAACGAACCCACUGCUGCUGCCCUUGCCUAUGGCCUUGAUAUGGAGCCUGUUGUUGACGAUGAGGAUGAAAUGAACGUUUUGAUUUUUGACCUUGGCGGUGGUACUUUUGAUGUCUCUCUUCUAUCCAUUGUAGACAGUGUCGUUGAAGUUCUUGCCACUGCAGGAGACAGCCAUCUUGGAGGUGAAGACUUCGAUAACAGGAUGGUUGAGAAUUUUGUUGAGGAAUUCAAGAGGAAGCACGAGAAGGAAAUUAGUGGGAACCCGAGGGCUUUAAGAAAGUUGAGGACCGCAUGUGAAAGGGCAAAGAGGAUACUGUCAUCCACUGUACAGACCACCAUUGAGAUUGACUCAUUGUAUGAAGGUAUUGACUUCUAUACCACAAUCACUCGUGACAGGUUUGAAGAACUCAACAUGGACCUCUUCAGCAACUGCAUGGACACUGUUGAGAGGUGUUUGAGGGACGCUAAAAUGGACAAGAGCAGUGUACAUGAUAUUGUUCUUGUUGGUGGGUCUACGAGGAUCCCAAAAGUGCAACAGUUGUUGAAGGAUUUAUUCAAUGGGAAGGAACUCUGCAAGAGCAUCAACCCAGAUGAGGCUGUUGCUUAUGGAGCUGCUCUCCAGGCUGCUAUCUUGAACGAUGUGGAGAACAAGAAAGUUCAGGAGCUUACGUUGGUGGAUAUCACUUCCCUUUCACUUGGUGUGGAAACUGUUGGUGGUGUCAUGACUGUCCUGAUUCCAAAGAACCGUCCAAUCCCGUACAAGAAGGAGCAGGUUUUCUCAACCUACUCCGACAACCAGCUUAGUGUGUUGAUCAGGGUGUACGAGGGUGAGAGAACCAGUACCAGGGACAACAACUUGCUUGGUAAAUUCGAGCUUUCUGGCAUCCUUCCUGCUCCAAGGGGUGUUCCUCAGAUCAAUGUUUGCUUUCAAAUUGAUCACAAUGGUAUCAUGAAUGUCUCUGCUGAAGACCAGACUACUGGGAAGAAAAACAAUAUCACUAUUACAAAUGGCGAGGGCAGGCUCUCAAAGGAGGAGAUUGAGAAGAUGGUGCAGGAGGCGGAGAAGUACAAGGCUGAGGAUGAGGAGUACAAGAAGAACGUAAAGGCCAAGAUUGCCUUGGAACUAGCGGUGGAGAGGCACAGUUUUACAAAAGAUGCUCCAGAUCAACACUCAAAGGCGGAGAAGUACGAUUCUACAAAAGAUUCUCCAUACCUACGCUUGGAGGGGCAAGUGGAACAUGAUACUUGCCAUCAAGUUACAUUACCAACCCCAAGUUUACACCCCUUCCCUUCGGGAAACUUUGGGUAUUAUUUCAACUCUACAAAAAAGGCUUCACAGAAAAUUAUAGAGGCACUAAAAGAUGAUAAAUACUAUGUAAUUGGAUUGCAUGGAAAGAAGGGCUCUGGUAAAACAUCAUUAGUGAAAGCUGAGAUGAAUGAGUAUGAAAAGAUUUUUCAUAGAGUUAUAUUUCCCACAGUUUCCAAUAACCAAGAUGCCAAGAGCAUUCAGGAGGGAAUUGCUAGCUCGCUGAAUGUGCAUUUUGAAAGAGAUGACAGUGAUGGCUUGAGAGCAAUGAAAAUAAUUAUGGCAUUAGAAAGGAAGGAUAGAACUAUUCUGGUCAUUUUGGAUAAUUUUCCGACAAAGUCUCAACCGCAGGAAUUAGGUAUUCCUUUUAGUAGCAGACAAUGCAAGGUUCUUUUAACCACACGUGACGAGGCAGACUGUGUCUUGAUGAGAUGUGACCAUUCUAUUUCUCUGGAUCCCUUAUCUAAUGAGGAAGCUUUGACACUGCUACAAAAACUUUCUGGUGUUAACUCUCAAUCUGCUCUAUUUGAAGUGGCACAGGAAGUUGCUUCUAAAUGCAAUGGCUUACCUGGAUUGAUUGAAAAGGUGGCGACUUCCUUGAAAAAUAAAUCCUUGGAAAAUUGGAAACAAUCAUUAAUCAGUCUAAGCCACUCAACUGCCCGCUACCAGAUUUUUAUCAGUUUUAGAGGAGCCGAUACUCGACAUGUUUUUACAAACCAUCUCCAUUAUGCUUUGUGCCAGAAGGGGUUCGUGACCUUCAAAGAUGAUGAAUCAUUGGAGGGUGGGGUCCCAAUUGAGAAACUUCUUGACGACAUUGAAGAAUCGAGAUUUGCAAUUGUUAUUUUAUCCAAAAAUUAUGCAGACUCUGAAUGGUGUCUCAAAGAACUGGUCAAAAUUCUUGAGUGCAAGGAUAAGGAAAGUAAGAAUCAACUUGUUUUGCCAAUCUUCUAUGAAGUACCGCCCACAGACGUAAGGCAUGUACGAAAUAGUUAUGCUGAUGCCAUGGCCAAACAUGUAAACAAUGGAAAAGAUUCAUAUAUAGUUCUAACAUGGAAGAAGGCUUUAUAUGAUAUUUGUACGCUGACGGGAUUUGAAAAGCCUCAUGACUGGACCAGAGAUCAAUUUAUUGAUAAGAUCGUCAAUUUUGCCUGCGAUCACAGACAUCGCUUGCAUAUACAAAGUAUGUAUAUGAACUAGAAGAGAGAUUUCAGCUUCUCUUGCAAUCAGUGCAACACAAGACAAAACAGGUUACAAAUGGCUACCUGCUCAAAAAUGGAUUAUUGUGGUUGUAAUUUAUUUUGGACACGGUUCUUGGGAGAUUUUCACAAAGCAUCUGUAUGAUCCUUUGUGUAAGGAAGGAAUUCAUACCUUCUAAGAUGAUCAAUCAUUGGAGGAGAGGCCCCAAUUGAGGAACUUCUUGGAGCCAUUAAAGAAUUAACGUUGGUGGACCACUACACUGUUUUUGGAUGAUGGAUUUAAUGGAAGGAAUGUUGUUGUCUGAAGAUGCUCCCAUGAGUUUGGUAGAUGAGUAGUGUGGUAGUAUUCCGAAGAACUGAUGGCGGUGGCGGUCGUAUUCUCGUACUCUCCCUGCACCUCUCUUUUGCUCACUCGUUCCUCUCUCUCACUUCAUCUUCUUCCAUCUCUUAAGGUGAAAUUUCAAAUACGGUUUUAUAGUUUUCGAUUUCAAAUUGGUGGAUUUGAUUCCCUUUUAUCAUGUUUUGUGGAUCUGGAUCUCAUUUUAUGAUACUUACUCUGCAUUUGAACUGCCUAAUUCCUUUCUCUAGUGUUUCCUUUCUCAAUGAUUUUUGUUAUCUGCUUCUUUGCUUAAUCAACUCAAUAUGCUGUGGCUGUGGAAUUUGUCAAUUUUAUGUGAUUAAUUGUAAUUCACUUGGUUCCUUACACAUUUGGUCGUAUAUAGUGUAGUAUAAUAUUCCUUGAGAAUUGAGAUAGCAUGAUCAUGAAAGUGCACAGGUUUAUAUACAGAUUGAAUUCUUUAGUCAGAUAUAUAGGAAUCUUGGUACAUUUCCAUUAUGGUACUCAACCAAGAGAGCUUCAGCAUACAUCAUUGUUAUGUCUUCUUACUCAGCAUAUGUUAUGUUAUUCAUAUCUGUUAACUGAUGAAGUCAACAACACCCCACAUGUUCUGCAAGACUCACUGCUUCUGGUGGAUUUGGUGUCUCGUCGAGCAGCUGAAGAUUUCUUUCCUCCCCUGGUUCAUAUGGACAUAUGCACAAAAGAAGGGUGAAAGCUUUAUUGUCCAGUGAAGUUUCCACAACCAUUGAUGUGACGCCGUGGUCAAUUCUGAUGGAGUUGACUCCUGAACAACAAAGGAGGAAAGAAGAACAUCUGAGAGACGUCGUGGUCAAGUUUCAACCAUUCUCGGUUGAGAUCGCCGCCCUAGUUAUCCUCGAUAAUCUCAAAGCUUUAGUUCUAGACUCAUAAGACAGACCCCCCAUUGAUAAGCUUCUUGAAGCCAUUGAAGAGGCAAGGUUUGUAAUUGUUGUUAUGUCAGAAAAUUUUGCAGACUCUAAAUGGUGUCUUAAAGAACUUGUCAAGAUUCUUGAUUGUUGAAAACGGAAGAAACAAUUGGUUUUGCCAAUUUUUUAUGAAGUGGAACCAACCGACAUAAGGCAUCUAAAAGGGAGGUAUGGUGAAGCUAUGGCCGAACAUGAAAAAAAGUUAGCCAAAGAUUCUAAGACGGUAUUGGAAUGGACAUUAGCUUUGAGUGAUAUUUCCCAAUUGAAAGGAGAACAUUUCCGCAUUUCCAUCUUCAAAGGAGAGCAUUACGAAAGGUACAGAGAUCAACUUAUUGGAAAGAUCAUAAGAUUUACCCAUAAUAACAAACAUCGCUUGCAUAUACAAAGCAUGUAUAUGUACCAGAUGAAAGGCUUUGGCUUCUCUUACUGUUACUAGUUUGGCUGAUCCUUCUGCCAAUAUUAUAUUUGGAGCUGUUGUUGAUGAUCGUUACACCGGAGAGAUUCAUGUGACUAUCAUUGCCACUGGCUUUUCACAAUUUUUUCAGAAGAAGCUGCUAACAGAUCCAAUGGCUGCAAAACUUCUUGACAAAGUGGCCGAGGGAAAAGAAAGUAAGACAGUGCCUUCUCCCCUCAAAUCCUCAAACUUUUCUUCCAAAGUUGAAUCUAGAGCAACAACACCCUCACGAAACCUCUUUUUUUUUAGUUGCAUAGUUCGAUUUUUUUUUCUUGUUAGUUAUCAUUUUAUUGUAGUCACUCAGUUGUUUGAUGGUCUUGAAGCUUAUUUGCUUUGAGAUGUCAUUAUUCAUAUGGUUUAUGUAACCAUGCGCUUAAGUGUGUGUAGCUCACAAACAGUUUUUGUUUGUGAAAUGGAUAUAUAUGUUGAUUAUUCUUCUAUCUAAUCAAAAUUCCACAAAGCCUCUAACUACUUGAAGAGGUUGUGCUUCAUAUUACUCUA
Messenger RNA from Trifolium pratense (red clover), 5493 nucleotides. Its product is annotated as heat shock cognate 70 kDa protein 2-like. Lineage: Eukaryota; Viridiplantae; Streptophyta; Magnoliopsida; Fabales; Fabaceae. Gene Ontology annotation, cellular component: cytoplasm. The record is from RefSeq and is a predicted model, not a curated record. Gene Ontology annotation, molecular function: ATP hydrolysis activity; ADP binding; misfolded protein binding. The coding region runs from base 226 to 3258 and encodes 1010 amino acids. The transcript has 6 exons. Gene Ontology annotation, biological process: protein refolding; signal transduction; cellular response to unfolded protein.